GUUUCAAAUCUAGUUCUGCCAGAGACUGGUGACUCAUCAAUGUUUUUUAUUGCAAUUGGUUUGGCCAUACGUUUGUCUCCGAUCGGUACGAAGCUAUAUGAAUAAACAGGAAGAAGAGUUUAAUCGCUGUACGGGAUGAAGGAUUCGGGGAUUGGGGAAAGAUAUGCCUGAGGAAAGGGUCGCCCGAAGUGUCUCUUCCACCAUGAGGAAAGAAGUAAGAAUGGAGGGAAUGAUACUUCUGGUGCUUCUGUGUGUACAGGUCUCUGCAGAGUCUCACUUUCUUCAGUACUUGGCCACUGCUCAGACUGCCACCCACCACCUCCCAGGCUUUGUGAUCGUCGGUUAUGUGGACGGUGUCCAGUUUUUUAACUAUGACAGUGAUCAGAAGAGAUUGAUUGCCCAGGGGCAAUGGAUGGUGGAAAAUAAGAAGCCCCCAUUCUGGGAGCAAAGUGCUGUGCUGGCACAGCAGAAGGAGAAACAUUUCGAAACCUACAUUGAGAUGAUAGCAGCGCGGACCAACCAGUCGGGCGGGAUCCACUGGUUCCAGCUAAUGACUGGCUGUGACCUCCGGGAGGAUGGCACCGCAACUGGAUUCUCACAGUUUGGCUGGGACGGGCAAGAUUACAUGAAAUUUGACAAAGAUCGCCAAGACUGGGCCACUACGGUACAAUGGGGAGAGAGCACGAAGAAAUGGUGGGAGAACAUCAGAGCGUGGAAUGAUCAGCACUGGAAGUAUUACUUGGAGGAGGAGUGCAUUCACUGGCUAAACACCUACCUGGACUAUGGACAGCAGAUGCUGAGUACCAUUGCCCCCAUUGUGUCCUUUACCCGUCUGGGUGAUUCUAACCGGCUGUCCUGUCUCAUCACUGGGUUUUACCCCCAAGCCAUCGAGGUGACUCUGUGGCGGGAUGGAGUGUUGGUCGAUGAGACCCUGUCCACUGGGAUCUUACCCAAUCACGACAGGACCUACCAGAUCCGGAAAUGGAUGGAGUUUGAUCCGGAGGAUCAGGCUGAGUAUUCCUGUCAUGUGGAGCACAGUGGGCUGGAGGAGAAGCUGGUGGUGAUUUAUGUGCCAGAGUUUCGCUCCCAGGUAUUUGUUGCUGUUGGGAUUUUACUUGGAGUACUCAUGAUCAUCACAGUCCUUCUCGUAGUUGUCGUCAUCUACAAAGAGAGAGCGAGAAGGAAGAGUGACUAUGUCCCUACACACACUUCUGAUGAUGGGAUGUCCUCAGCCAGUUCCAUUGCCAGUUCCUAAGUGGCCUACCAUAUCCGACUGGGAAUCCACAGACGCCAUUUCCCAAGGUCAGCGGCUGAAGUCAAUGACAGAUUCGUGGAGGAGUGAUUCCUGCUCAAUCUCAAAUUCUGGCAUGUUUUGAAAAUCUGAUUCCAAAUCGUGGCAAUGUUAACAUUUCACUGUGAAGCCCUGACCUGCUAAUGUUUAAGCUGUUUUAUCACGUUUGACCCCCUUCACAGGCUGUUCAUCAGUGGGAUAGUCCCAGAACUCAAAUCGAAUAUCUCUGCACCUUUAGUACUCGAAUAACCCUUUCUUAUAUUAACGGAACAUGGCAAUUCUAGUCGAGACUGAUUUGAUUGAUUGAACCCAAACACUACCUUACUGUGACAUUAUCUGUCCAAAUGCAAGACAGGACCAGACGACAGCAUCUCAGGAUAAAGGGACAUCAAUUUAAAACCGAAUUGAGGAGGAGUAUCUCCUCUCCGAGGCUUUGGAAUUCUUUGCCGCAGAGAGCUAUGGGAGCAGAGUCCUUGUGCAUAUUUAAGGCUAACAUAGAUCUAUUUGGGUGGAAUCAACGUUUAUGGGGAGAAAGGAGGAAAGUCGACGUGAAGAGUGUUCUUCCUACUGAAUAGCAGAGCAAGCUCAAGGAACGGAAAGGAAUACUCCUGUCUCUAUUUGUUACGGUCUUAUAAGCCUUGUAUCACAAGCCCUUCUCCUUGCCCAGGUCAAGUCACAAUCUCGGAAUUUCUUGACUUUGCAUGUUCCCCACGUUCAGUCGAGCGCCCAAUGCUAUGUCUGGCCCUAAAGCAGGGACAUGGUGGUGUGCAGUGCUCCUGUCUGGAAUUCAAGGCUCCACCAUUCUCUCCAGGCCCCUCAGAUUCUCCUCACAUUCUUAUCUUUUUUGAAUAAAAGCAAAGUACUGUGGAUGUUGGAAAUCUGAAGCAAACAAGGGGGGACUCUGGAGAAGCUCAGCCGGUCUAGCAGCAUCUGUGGAGAGAAAAAGCAGAGUUAACAUUUCAAGUCCAAUCUGAUUCUUCAGAACUGGAAAGAUGAAUGGAAUGAAUUCUUCUGUUCGGCAGUAUAGUCAUGUCUCACUCGAGACAUUUAACUCUGUUUCUCUCUCCACGGGUGCUGCCUGAGAUUUUCGAUAUUCUGUGUGUUUGAUUCUUUUCUUUUGCUUUCAGUCGGGCUGCCGGCUUCAUCUUCCAUUCCUGACAGUUUUUUGUUUUUUUUUUUUUUUUUUUUUGUUUUUAAUCUUUUGGGAUCUUCCAAAAUCCCCAGUGUCUAUGAAAUGUUUUGUCAACAAAGGCCUCAAACUAUGUUUGGGUAGCACUGCUAUAUCACCGCGCCAGGGAUGCAGGUUCGAUUCCUCCCUUGAGCGACCACAUGUGUGGUUGUACAUUCUCUCCAGUUUCCUCCAACAGUCUAAAGUUGUGCAGGUUAGGUGGAUUGGCCAUGCUAAAUAUCCCACAGUGUCCAGAGAUGUGCAGGCCAUGUGGAUUAGCUAUGGGAAAUGUGGGUUAACAGGGAUAGGGUAGGGGGUUUGUCUGGGUGGGGUGCUGUCUAGACAGUUGGCAUGGACCCGAUGGGCCGAAUUGCCAGCUUCCACUCUGUAGGAAAUUCUGUGUUUCCCAUCAACUCUCCUUUGGGCUGCUUUAGUGAGGGCAGAACGCAAACAGCGAUUAACACUCAAGUGUGGCGUGACCAAUUCUGAGCCAACAUCAGUGAGAAUUCUUGCUGCUUCUAGCUCCUGGAGAUCAGCUUUCAAGCUGCUUCACUUUCCAUUCCUGACUCUGGAGGCUCAAAGGGCAAGGAGAUUCAUGGGAACAGGGAGAAUAAGGUAGGGGGUUGGAAAAGGAGGGUUCAGCGGUGAGACCUGAGUUGGUGCCCCUUUUCCACCCCACCCCCUCUCCGGGCAUAAUUGGCCCCAAACCCGGCAAGCAGUUUGCCCUUGUUCUUCGGCUGGGAGACCAGCCACGUCUCUUCCCUCCUGGGAAGAGAGUUAACCAAGCUCUUCGUUAAGCUUCUUAAUUGGCCAUUGAUGGUGAAUAUAGAAGUCAGCCAUGGACAUUGACACUGAACUUUAAUCACUGAGUUGGUGAGAAGCUUGUCUGUUGGACCAAAUUGCACAGCUAUUUGCCCUUCCUGACAUCUUCCUCGCAACUUCAAGGGAGUUUGCAAUCACGCAUUAUAAUUCCUGCAUAAGAAUCACCUAUUCAAAUCGCAGCUAGUGAAAACUCUAAUUAAAACUGUCCUGAAAGUCAUUUCACGAGACUGAAGCGUGUAAAUCAGGUGUCGUGAAAUUGAAGGAGUUUGCAAUCGAUCACUUUAUUUAAGUUACUCUUUUUAAUAAGCAAAUGUAGCAAUUUUCAAGUAUUUUAACAGAAACAGCCUGCACAAUAAACCAUUCGGAUGUUUGGUUUGUACUUUU
This is a messenger RNA of Rhincodon typus (whale shark), 3665 nucleotides long. Its product is annotated as major histocompatibility complex class I-related gene protein-like. NCBI's taxonomy places the organism in Eukaryota, Metazoa, Chordata, Chondrichthyes, Orectolobiformes, Rhincodontidae. Gene Ontology annotation, cellular component: external side of plasma membrane. The transcript has 8 exons. The record is from RefSeq and is a predicted model, not a curated record. Gene Ontology annotation, biological process: immune response. Bases 164 to 1255 code for a protein of 363 amino acids.